AUCAUGAAGGAGAAGAUGCCCAAGAAAGGAGGACGCUGGUGGUUCUCGUGGCGGGGCAGAAACAGCAACUCCAAGUCGGAGUCGGUAUCAGACCAGAUUGAAUGUGGAGAUCAUUCUAUAGGAACAGAGUCUGUGGGCAGGUUAAAGGACGACUCCUCAUCCAGUGAUGAUGAAAGCAGUGGUGCUACGCAGAAUUCUGUGCUCAACCAGCCUGAAGUCCUUCACAGCUCCGGAAGUCACUUCUACAGGAAAACUCUACGUCUGUCCUCAGAUCAGCUAUCUGAACCUAAAAGACGGCCCAAAUGAUGUGGUCUUCAGUGUCACCACCCAAUACCAGGGCACAUGCCGCUGUGAGGGCACCAUUUAUCUGUGGAACUGGGAUGACAAGAUAGUCAUUUCGGAUAUUGAUGGCACCAUCACAAGAUCUGACACCCUGGGACACAUUUUGCCUACUCUGGGGAAAGACUGGACCCAUCAAGGAAUUGCUCGAUUAUAUCACAGAGUCAGCCAGAAUGGCUACAAGUUUAUGUACUGUUCGGCUCGGGCGAUUGGAAUGGCUGACAUGACGAGGGGUUACCUGCACUGGGUGAAUGAAAGAGGCACCAUGCUUCCUAUGGGACCUGUCCUGCUCAGUCCCAGUAGUCUGUUCUCUGCAUUUCACAGGGAGGUGAUUGAGAAGAAGCCAGAGAAGUUUAAAAUUGAGUGUCUGACAGACAUUAAAAAUUUGUUCCUUCCAAACAAAGAACCCUUUUAUGCUGCUUUCGGAAACAGGGCAACGGAUGUUUAUUCAUAUAAAGAGGUGGGAGUGCCUUUGAACAGAAUAUUCACUGUGAAUCCUAAGGGAGAGCUCGUCCAGGAACACGCAAAGACCAACAUAUCAUCGUAUGGACGUCUGUGUGAAGUUGUGGACCAUGUUUUUCCUCCUCUAACCAGGGGGAACCCCACAGACUUCCCUUGUUCAGACACCUUCAGCCAGUUUACUUUCUGGAGGGAUCAGAUAACAGAGGUAGACAAGCGGGAUCAACAGGCCGAGAGCAGUUAAAAGAGUGUAGUCAGAAAAGCUAACACGUCUAAGAAUUCCUCACAUACAAACUCAGCUCUGAUGCUACACUGCCAGAGGUUUUACUGUACGCACAAACAACUUAGCACUUUGGAGGCCGCAUACAGCCCUCUGUUCACUCAUUACUUUUAACAAACAUUUAUCAUUUCUAUGCGUUUUAUUGUUUUGUUUUACUGACAAUAGCCUAAAUUCAGUUGUGAAUUAUGCAGCUCAUAUAAGGGGAAAUUGUGUGCGUUUUUUAACAAAGAUACACAUUUUUUUAAAGUGCCAAUUCGUUAUUCAUACUAAACAGAAAAUGUCAUAUACAAUUGAUCAUUUGAUUGUAAAGCUCUAUGAGGGGAUACAAUUAUUUUAGUACACAGUAUAAAAAUAUUCUUAAGCAUAUAACACAACAAAUUUAAGACUAACAGUAAGCCAGCACUAGUAUAUCUCAGGUGUAACAGAAUUUACACAAGUUAGAUCAACUUGAAGUGACCUUUCACAGCAUUUAACAGUAAUAAUAUUAACUCUAAAAAAUUCUUUCACAUCUAAAUUAUUCUACCACAUAACAAAUGUGAGCAGAUAUUUCUUAAUUGUAAAAUGUCUUUCUACCACAUACAUCUAAAUUUUGCCAAAUGUUUAUUUACUAAAAGCCUAUAUGGCGACUUUCCAUUCCUUUGUCAUGUGUUUGUGUUUUAUGCAAGGUACACAAAUCUGACCAGCAUAUGUUUAUAAAUCAUGCAAACAUUGAUUUUGUCAAAUGAAUUACACACAGAACAAAAACUCAAUAAACCAACAGCAAUGCAAAAGACACUCAGGUCAUGAAGUAUUCCCUACCUACACUACUUUCCUUCAUAUUUUUAAUCUUAUCUUAAAAAUACAUCAUAGGAAAAAUAUUUUAUAUACAUUUAAGUGAUUCUUCCUUUUAACGAAUCUUCAGAGGAGCAUGCCAUCCUAAACUUUAGGAUGUUUAACAUAGCAAAUGUACGCUUCUCUUCUGUUGUUUGAUUUAAAAGGAAUUGAGUGAUUGUUUUAAAAUCACCGUUGUAGGUCUCUAGAACAAUGUCUAAUUAUAUAAGUGGAAAAUAUGCUUAUGCAGGUUGCUACUCCAACCACUUUAUUUAACGUAUUUAACAUUUAAUCUAUUCUCAAGUCUUCUGUGGGUUUUCCAAGGAGCAUUGAACUGGAGUUGAUGUGAAUGCAUGGAUGAGGAAGGGCUUAUUGUUAAAGCACUGCUUGUUAUAGACUAGCUCAUUUGAAGAAAACUGUGUAUUUUAUCAUACAUUGUGUAAUAUUAUUUUGCCAGAAAAUAUAAUGUAAGUUAUAUAGAUGUGUGCAACAUUAAAAGGCAAUUUGUAAUGAUCGCUCAAUGGUGCUGCCUGCAACACAGAUUUGUUCUCCUAACAUUUUGACAAAGAACCGCAACAAACAGCACUGUGAAUGAUCAGAUUGAACUGUAGAUUCAUUCUGGUCUUUUGUCCUGGUCUUACACUACCUAACCACUUUACUGAGUCUAGUCCUGGGAAGCUAAUAACUAGAAGUGUGGUGCAACAGUCGUUUUUGUAUAUAUAAUAAUCAUCCAAAAUAUAAAAGUGUUCCAUACAGGCUGUAAGGAAGUUCUAUGUUCUUUCUGUGAAAGAUCUUGUUGCCAAGUUGGCAAUUCAGUUUGUGUGUCAUGUUUUGUGCUUAGAUGUAUAAACUGGUGUUGUGUGUAAAUUGAAAAAUGACAAACCUGUUCAUUAAAAUCUUACUUAAUUAUCUUGAA
Molecule: messenger RNA, 2804 nt
Organism: Triplophysa dalaica
Lineage: Eukaryota; Metazoa; Chordata; Actinopteri; Cypriniformes; Nemacheilidae
Gene: lpin1a
Product: lipin 1a
Exons: 9
Coding region: 167-1042 (291 amino acids)
Biological process (GO): fatty acid catabolic process; cellular response to insulin stimulus; positive regulation of transcription by RNA polymerase II
Cellular component (GO): mitochondrial outer membrane; nucleus
Molecular function (GO): phosphatidate phosphatase activity; transcription coactivator activity
Source: RefSeq, a predicted model, not a curated record